GCUUGCAACUCCACUUCGGACAUUGGUCUCUCUUCUCGCCUUCUCCUUCUCACCAGGUGCCAAGUGGCAUUCACCGUUCCUCUCACGUCUUCAUAAACUCAAUUCUACCGCUUGGGGAACCUUUCUCCCUUUGAUCCACCUUUCCCCUCUCUCCCCUCCCCCCUCAAUGAGGUCCGGGAAGCUGUCCGGUAUCCGCACCCUUCUCCGUGCCGGCCUUCUACGAUGUGGCUAGACCGCAUUGCUGGCCAUUCGACUCCCUCGGGCCCCCAGGUUGACAGUCGCAGCAACUCCCCUCUUCCCCCCCGAAGGACAUCCUCUCGCUUGUCGCCGAACAUACAAAACAAUCGUCCCGGAUCCAGUCGACAAACUUCCUCCUUAUCCGUCCUCCUGACUCCCAGUGAUUCGACCACCUCCCUUCCCGCAACCGCACGUGGUGACAGAUCGCCGUUGAGACAAAUCGCUGCAAGAUCCCGCCCUUCCGAUGUUGCCGACCCCCUCGAUAUUCUGAAUGGCAUUCUUGGGAAGCAAAAUGCCGACCGGAACUCGUCUCCUGAUGUUGACUCUGACUUCAAGCCUGCGGAACUCGUGGAAGACAUUGACUUCCAAGGGCUGAGCUUGGAGGAUUUUGUCUCCAAGAAGGAUGAACCUAGACGAAUCAUCAGCACUGAUCUCGGCGCUCAAACCGUUCAGCAAUUCGAACGAGAACAGAACAAGUUUCAAGAUUUACAUUCGGCAAUCACCAGUUGUGACGAAGUCUCGAGCUCGAUGGAGACAUAUCUGAACGAUUUCCAGAAUGAACUCGGGACUGUUUCGGCAGAGAUCGAGACUCUGCAGAUUCGCUCAAUCCAACUGACUGCAAUGUUGGAAAACCGACGCAAUGUCGAACAGCUCCUUGGGCCUGCUGUGGAGGAGAUCAGUAUCUCUCCCAAAACAGUGAAGUUGAUUGCGGAGGGACCGAUCGAUGAGAAUUGGGUCAAGGCGCUCAACGAGAUGGAAACCCGCUCGGCAAGCAUUGAGGCCAAAGUCUCGGGCUCUAGCAGCACGAAAUCCGUCGAGGACGUACGGCCGCUUCUCACGGACAUCAAGAACAAGGCAGUGGAAAGAAUCAGGGACUAUCUGGUGUCUCAAAUCAGAGCGCUACGGUCUCCGAACAUCAACGCUCAGAUCCUCCAGCAGCAGCGACUGGUGAAAUUCAAAGAUCUAUACAGCUAUAUCUCCAGGGCCCACCCAGGACUUACGGGGCAAAUCACACAAGCCUAUAUCAACACUAUGCGAUGGUACUAUCUGUCGCACUUCUCACGAUAUCGUCAAGCGCUCGAGUCGAUCAAGGUUUACCCCAGUGACCGGAACGAGGUUCUAGGAGGAGACCCGUCAGCUCACAAAACAGGCUCUGCUGUUGCCGGCAGUCGCGCAGGAUCUGCAGCACACGACCCAUUUUCCCUAGGAAGGAGGGUAGACAUUCUGCGGACUGGUGCUCAGAUUGCCAUCUCUUCUUAUCUAGCAGAGGAAGAUAACUCCUUCCAUGGUCUUGAAGUGCCAUUCCGCAAUUUCAAUCUUGCCGUUGUGGAUAAUGUGUCUGCCGAAUACUCCUUCAUGACCGAGAUGUUCUCGACCUUAAGCUUCCAGCAAAUUUCGCGCAAAGCGGUCGAGAUCUUCGAACCAGUCUUUGGGCUGGGGCAGACCCUGACAAAGCAGCUGAUCGAACACACGACGGACGCGCUGGGGGUCUUGAUCUGCGUUCGAUUGAAUCAGCACGCCGCUUUUGAGCUGCAGCGUCGCAAGGUCCCCGUUGCCGACUCUUAUAUCAACGGAGUGAACAUGCAGUUAUGGCCACGAUUCCAGGUCAUCAUGGACACCCAGUGCGAAUCCUUGAAACGAGUGGCCGCGAAUACGGGUCGUAGUGCGGUGUCCGCCCUGUCCUUGGCCGGGGGUGACGAUCUGAACAAGUCGUCGGCGCCUCAUUUCCUCACGCAGCGGUUUGGUCAGCUGCUGCAUGGGAUAUUGGUUCUCAGCAGUGAUGCAGGAGAUGAUGAACCCGUGGCCAACAGCUUGAAGCGCUUGACAGCCGAGUUUGACAACCUUCUGACGAAGCUCAGCCGUAUUGGCGGUGAUGCGAAGAGACGGGAGAGAUUUCUUUACAACAAUUACUCGCUUGUUCUGGCUAUAAUUAGUGAUACCCAAGGUAAAUUAGCGAUUGAGCAGAAACAGCUAUCCUUCUCACCCCCCCAAAACCUAGGUACGGCAAGUACUUCAAAGUCACAUUGUAUCGCUCGAAGCCGCCUCCUCCCUCUCUUGCGCCGGCGCGGCUUCUCCAGCACGGGCGCUGCCCGCGCCGACGUCACUCAUGCGGUCAUAGGCGGCGGAGUGGUCGGACUCGCCGUUGCGCGCGAAUUAGCCGGUCGCGAGGGGACGUCGACGAUUUUGCUGGAACGGCAUGAUGCGCCGGGGACGGAGACGAGUAGUCGGAAUUCUGAGGUCAUCCAUGCAGGACUGUACUACGGCACCGACACCCUCAAGGCCAAGCUCUGUAUCCAGGGCAAGGAGAUGCUCUACGACCUGCUGCAGCGACAGGGGCUGCCGUACCGCAACACGGGGAAAUGGCUGGUGGCGCAGGACGACCCGGAACGAGACUCGCUGGAGCGGAUGCACGCGCACGCGCAGCGCAUCGGGGUGCCGACGCGGUUUCUGAGCCGGCAGGAGACCGAGCGGCGGGAGCCCGAGGUGCGGGCGCUGGCGGGGGUGCUCGAGAGCCCGACGACGGGCAUCUUCGACAGCCACAGCCUGAUCACGUACCUGCAGGGGGACCUGGAGCACCGCGGCGGCGACUGCGCGUUCCUGACGCGGGUGACGGGGCUGCGGCCCCUGGGCCCCGGCCAGGGCUACGAGAUCACGGCGGUGUCGGCCGACGGGGCGGAGACCUCCAUCACGGCGGAGACGGUGGUGAACAGCGCCGGGCUCGGCGCGUGCGCGGUCAGCAACAUGCUGCUGCCCGCGGCGCGACACCGCACGAUGCACUACGCCAAGGGGACCUAUCUCUCGUACGCGGCCUCGUUCCCCAAGACCUCCGUCCUGGUGUACCCCGCCGUGACCAAGGCGCAGGCCGGCCUGGGCAUCCAUCUGACCCUGGACAUGGGCGGCCAGAUCCGGUUCGGCCCCGACUCCGAGUGGGUGGAUAGCCCGGAUGACCUGGCGCCCAAUCCAGCCCGGCUCGAGCCGGCGCUGCCUCUGAUCAAGAAAUAUCUGCCGAACGUGGAUGUCACCGCGGUCAGUGUGUCGUACUGUGGAAUCCGGCCCAAGUUGAAUAAGGACAGCGGUUCCUCCUUCGGCUCAUCGAAAGUCUGGCAGGACUUUGAGAUCCAGGAGGAGGAAGGAUUCCCGGGGUUUAUCAAUCUGUUGGGCAUCGAGAGCCCUGGGUUGACCAGUAGUUUGGCCAUUGGGAAGAUGGUGAAGGAAAUGCUCUACUAGGGGGGGUGGUAGAGUGGUACAUGUCUGUAGAUAAAGGGCGAAACCAGUUGUAGAUACAUAAACUCAGGCGCUACAGCAAGCGCUGGAAGUGAUGGAAGAACAAACGGAUAGUUUUACAAAGGAAUUGGCAGCCAAG
Molecule: messenger RNA, 3601 nt
Organism: Aspergillus japonicus CBS 114.51
Lineage: Eukaryota; Fungi; Ascomycota; Eurotiomycetes; Eurotiales; Aspergillaceae
Product: putative GARP complex subunit (Sac2)
Exons: 8
Coding region: 223-3465 (1080 amino acids)
Biological process (GO): retrograde transport, endosome to Golgi; Golgi to vacuole transport; endocytic recycling
Cellular component (GO): GARP complex
Molecular function (GO): syntaxin binding; oxidoreductase activity
Source: RefSeq, a predicted model, not a curated record